Capsella rubella is the source of this 1673-nucleotide messenger RNA. RefSeq names its product chromatin assembly factor 1 subunit FAS2. Bases 91 to 1500 code for a protein of 469 amino acids. The transcript has 12 exons. The record is from RefSeq and is a predicted model, not a curated record. Gene Ontology annotation, biological process: DNA replication-dependent chromatin assembly; nucleosome assembly. Gene Ontology annotation, molecular function: protein binding. Lineage: Eukaryota; Viridiplantae; Streptophyta; Magnoliopsida; Brassicales; Brassicaceae. Gene Ontology annotation, cellular component: nucleus; CAF-1 complex.
AAUCCGUAAAAACCUAGAAAUUUUCCCUAAUUUUCUCGAGAAAAUCCGCCACGAUUCUGGGGCGUUGUGCACGAUUUGACCCCAAAGAAAAUGAAGGGAGGUACGAUACAGAUAAGCUGGCACGACGGGAAACCGGUGCUAACCCUCGAUUUUCAUCCGACUUCCGGUUUACUCGCCACCGCCGGAGCCGAUUACGACAUCAAGCUAUGGUUGAUAAAUUCUGGUCAAGCGGAGAAGAAGAUUCCUAGUGUAUCUUACCAGAGUAGCCUUACUUACCAUGGAUGUGCUGUUAAUACCAUUCGUUUUUCUCGAUCUGGGGAACUACUUGCCUCAGGAGCAGACGGAGGUGAGCUUAUCAUAUGGAAGUUGCAUCCUAGUGAAACCAAUCAGUCCUGGAAAGUUUACAAGUCAUUAUCAUUUCACCGAAAGGAUGUCCUGGAUCUUCAGUGGUCUCCUGAUGAUGCUUAUCUGAUUUCUGGCUCAGUGGACAACUCUUGCAUUAUAUGGGACGUUAACAAAGGUUCUGUCCAUCAGAUACUGGAUUCCCACUGUCAUUAUGUUCAAGGUGUUGCCUGGGACCCCUUAGCAAAGUAUGUAGCCUCUCUUAGUUCAGACAGGACAUGCCGUAUAUAUGUCAAUAAGCCUCAAACAAAGAGUAAAGGUGUUGAAAAACUGAACUAUGUUUGCCAGCAUGUUAUCACUAAAGCAGAUCAGCAACGGGGAGAUGAAACUAAGACAAUAAAAACUCACCUCUUUCAUGAUGAGACAUUGCCAUCUUUCUUUCGAAGGUUGUCAUGGUCACCUGAUGGAUCUUUUUUACUCGUUCCAGCAGGUUCUUUCAAGGUUUCACCCACAUCCGAAGCUGUAAAUGCUACCUAUGUCUUUUCUAGAAAGGAUCUUUCAAGACCUGCACUGCAGCUUCCAGGUGCCAACAAACCGGUUGUAGUGGUUCGUUUUAGCCCUGUUGCAUUCAAACUCCGUGGUUCAAAUUCUGAAGAGGGUUUCUUCAAGCUUCCUUACCGUCUCGUCUUUGCUAUUGCAACUUUAAAUUCGGUGUACAUAUAUGACACAGAGUGUGUGACUCCAAUUGCAGUCUUAGCAGGUCUCCACUACGCUGCAAUAACCGAUAUAACCUGGUCACCUAAUGCCUCCCAUCUAGCACUGUCCUCACAAGAUGGCUACUGCACACUAGUCGAAUUUGAAGAUAACGAAAUAGGAGAACCCAUCCCCAUAUCAGUCGGGAAGAAACCCGUGGACAGUGAGGAGAAACAGCAUGAUCUAGAGAAAACCAACGAGCUGACGACCGAAACAAAACCAGCUGAGAGCAGUAUACUGACUGAAUCAGAACAUUACGAGGAGAAUAUUAUGCAGAAACCCGAUAAAGUGAUGACGGAAACAAAAAAAGAGGAAGAGAAAGAGCCAUUGCAGAGCAAAGUUAACACACCUGUCUUAAACAAACCAGCGAGGAAGCGCAUCACACCUAUGGCUGUUGAUCCCUAAUGGUAUAAAACUAACCACUACUGAUGUAUACAUUUUGUUCCAUAUGUUUUUACUUUGCUACAAUUAUCUUUCUCAUAGUCUACAUAGUAGACAUGAAUUGUAUCAAUGGAUUUUUGUAGCAAAUUACGGGCACGAGCCCACGUUGGAAAUGGAUAAGUUUCUUUAGUCGGUCC